UCUGCGUUUUCGCUCAGUCGCUCUUGAGCUUUCGUGCCGCGAAGUUUUCGUUAGCACAGCGCUGUAGUUGCAGCUGCGACCGAAUAAUUGGCUUACAGCAGUUAAAAUUCGUAGUGAAAAGUGUACGCCACCCAAAAAAGGACUCACAAAAGAGCCUGCAAAGAAUUGAAGUGCAAUUAAUAAUAAAGAACUCUAUGAGGAAGAGGAGUAUCAAAGGAAAUCCACGCUAUUUUUGGAUUAAAGCCGAAGUUGGAGCUGAACUGCCAAUGAAAAGACUGAACUAAACUGAAGACAUCAACCAAGGACCAAAUCGAGGAAAUGUUUUAGGAGCAAGCAGCUGCAGCAUUGCGAUAAGGAAAAAGCGCCACUUACCCCAUCAUUAGCAUAAACAUCAGCCAGACGAAGUCGCAAUGUUUCUGCCCGUGAAAUCAAAUCAUUCUGGCGAGGCGAGUGGCAACAACGAGGAUGUCACCACCACCAGCAACAAUUCCACGCAAACGCCCAGCGACCUGAGCCCACCGGGACCCAACGAAGAGGUCCUUCCCCAGGCGCACCACCAGAAUCCAGGCCACUGCAUCGCCUCCUUUGCAGCCAUUAACCAGAUGCGGAACAAUGCACAGCUCUGCGAUGUUCGUCUGGAGGUGGGCGGCGACACCAUCAACGCCCAUCGAGUGGUCCUGGCCUCCGUCUCGCCCUAUUUCUAUGCGAUGUUCAAUGAUGACAUGCUGGAGCGCACUCAGGGAUUGGUCCGGCUGCACGACGUGGACAGCUCGGCGCUGCGGCAGCUGAUCGACUACACGUACACCGGCGAGAUCACGAUCACCGAGCAGAACGUGCAGGUGCUGCUGCCCGCCUCCGGACUGCUGCAGAUGCACUCGGUGCGGGAGGCGUGCUGCAAGUUCCUGCUGCGCCAGCUGCACCCCUCCAACUGCCUGGGCAUCCGGAGCUUCGCGGACGCGCACUCCUGCAAGGAGCUGCACACGCGUUCGCACAAGUACGCCCUCCAAAACUUCCAACAGGUGGUGGGCACCGAGGAGUUCCUGCUGCUGCCCUUCGAGGAGGUGCGCGAGCUGAUCUCGAACAGCCAGCUGAACAUCAGCUCCGAGGAGCGCGUCUUCGCCGCCGUCAUCAACUGGGUGCGGCACGACCUGCCCGCCCGCCGACUGCACAUUGCCGAGCUGAUGUCCAAUGUGCGGCUGCCGCUGGUCAGCCGGGACUUCCUCAUGAGCUGCGUGGAGACGGAGACCCUCAUGCGCGACGACUCCGAGUGCAAGGAGCUGCUGCUGGAGGCCAUGAAGUAUCACCUGCUGCCCGAGCAGCGCAGCGUGAUGGGCAGCCAGCGGACCCAGGAGCGGCGUCCGGAGGGCAUGAAGCCCUACGUCUUCGCCGUCGGCGGCGGCAGCCUCUUCGCCAUCCACAACGAGUGCGAGGUGUACAAUCCGCGCUCCAAUGCCUGGAGUCCCGUGGCUCCGAUGCUGUGGCGACGCUCCCGGUCCGGAGUGACCGCCCUGCACAAGCAGCUCUACGUGGUUGGGGGCUACGACGGGGUCAGCGAUCUGGCCACCGCCGAGAGCUACAAUCCGCUGACCAACAAGUGGAGCAACAUCACCCCGAUGGGCACGAAGCGCAGCUGCCUGGGCAUCUGCUCCUACGACGCGUUGAUCUACGUGUGCGGCGGCUACGACGGCGCCUCCUGCCUGAGCAGCAUGGAGCGCUACGACCCGCUCACCGGCAUCUGGAGCUCCUGUCCGGCGAUGAGCACGCGGCGGCGCUACUGCCGCCUGGCCGUGCUGGAGAACUGCAUCUACAGCCUGGGCGGGUUCGACUCCACCAACUACCAGUCGAGUGUGGAGCGGUUUGACCCGCGCCUGGGUCGCUGGCAGCCGGUGCCCAGCAUGACGGCCCGCCGGAGCAGCUGUGGAGUGGCCUCCACUGACGGACAUCUCUACUGCAUCGGUGGCAAUGAUGGCACCAUGUGCAUGUCCAGCGGCGAGCGGUUCAAUCUGCGCCGGAACAGCUGGGAGCCCAUUGCCGCCAUGCACUCGCGCAGAUCCACCCACGAAGUGGUCGAGGUGGAGGGCGCCCUGUUCGCCCUGGGCGGCAACGACGGCAGCUCCUCGCUGAACUCGGUGGAGCGCUACGAUCCGCGGCUGAACAAGUGGAGCGUGGUCAACGCCAUGGUGGCCCGCCGCAGCUCCGUGGGCGCCGCCGUCCUCGAGUGCUUCCACCUGGAGCGCGGCCUGGUGCAGACGACGAACUUAUGACCCUUGGCCAGCAUCACCGAGUCCUUUGCCGCAGCCGCAGCGAGCGGCGCUAGCAACGGCAUUGGUUCGGGCGGAACAGUGCCUCCAUCCACGGGGGCGGGUGGCACUUUGACCGUUCCCAGUCGAGCGGAGGCCGCUGCCUUCACGGCCAACAUUGCGCUGAGCAGUUCGGCGCCAUCGGCCAGCUCCACGCUUCGGCGCCAUCGGCGGGAUACUCCGGGUCUGGCCGAAAACCGCCGGGCCAACAGCAAUGCCAGCAGCAGCGGCAGCGAGAGUGGAAGCGGGAGCAGCAGCAGCGGAGCCAACGGAUCCGGCGGGAAACCACCGGCGACGGCCUGAUCCUGGUCCUUGUCGCGCCGCUUUUGAAGCCACCUUACAAACUAACACUUACAUACAAAGCUAACCCCACGCGCCUAAUGCAGGAAUUUGAUUGUUCGAGUUCGUUAUGAAUAGAUAUAGGAAUAUUUAUAGGACUGGGAGGAGGCCCCGGGCGGUGGAUGAACAUCGACUUCGAUGGAUGCGAUCCCACAACACACACUCACACACACGUUUCUAGUCAAGAUCUCUCACACACCACAUGGGAAUGCCGCGGGCGGGGACACAUCUCCCGGAGAAGCAACCUAAUCUGCCUACAAUUUACAUACAUAAACCUCUAUACACUUAAACUAUAUACUGUAUACACUCUUAUGUACUAUUCUUAUGUAUUUUAUACACGCAAUUAAAACGAUAAGUAUGUGUUUCGUAA
This is a messenger RNA of Drosophila gunungcola (fruit fly), 3009 nucleotides long. Its product is annotated as kelch-like protein 17. NCBI's taxonomy places the organism in Eukaryota, Metazoa, Arthropoda, Insecta, Diptera, Drosophilidae. The transcript has 6 exons. Gene Ontology annotation, molecular function: protein binding. The record is from RefSeq and is a predicted model, not a curated record. The coding region runs from base 411 to 2264 and encodes 617 amino acids.